GGGUCUGACACACGCACACACACGCACACCCCCCUUGCGGUGUUUUCCGGGAUCACGCCGCUGCCCCCUCCUGGGAUCCACGCAGCAGCAGCAGCAGCAGCAGCAGAGCCAGCAGAUAGGGCUGAUCGUCACCGGACGGGACGGAGCGAGGACCGAGCGAAAGUUGACACAAAUGCGGGAUAAUAACAGUCGAGCUGUGUCCGGCGGCAGGACGCCUCGACGCUGCGUGUAACCCAGGAACAAGCGCCGUUUUCCGGGUAGUAGGCAGCCUGGUGCAUUUUAUGGCAAAGUAGCUGGAGGGACUUGUCGCAGUGGUUUCAUCCCAGCGUGCUGCCCGGAUUACCACACUCAAGUGGAACAAUAGUCUGCAGCAGGAACACGAGCAGGUGCAGCUAUUUAUUUAUUUGUCUCUCCCCCCCUAAAGAUGUAUCAGUGAUUUUGACCCGCAUCUGUCGGGACUGCGCGUGCGUCGAACUACUAGAAUGACUUUACCGGCAGAAAUCCGCAUCACGUAAAACAAGUUGCCCCGACACUGACUGAGUCCAGUCCGAAUUUUCCCGACUGCUACAUAGUUCCCAAACCGGCCGGGCCCGCUGUGGAACUUUUCGUUGCCCUGCCCGAUUCUCCUCCCUCCCGGAUACUUGCGUCAGGAAAGCACGGGGAGAGAGGGACUGGCCGAAAACCCGAGAGGCCUGCAAGGUCGGUGGGCCCCCGUGGUGUGGUUGAGAAAAUGGACAGGAUGAAGAUAAUCAAGCGCAGGCUGUCGAUGUCGCUACGUAGCGCUCGCCCCGUCGAUGACUCUCUGUCCGAACUGGCAGAGCAGAUGGCUCUGGAUGAGACACAGAGCGCGAGGGAAAACGUCCCCAUGGUGGUGUGCUCAGUGCACCCUCCUGCCUCCCAUAGCGCUCCCUCCUUCCUGCGUCAAUAUGCCGGUCAUCUGGGCCGCACAGCUCUGCGCAGAGAGCCAGGCGGGGCGCUGGAAAGAGACAGAGCCUUCCUGAGCCUGCACAGGACUGGAUCUCUGGGUAUCGUUCAUGAAAAUGUGAAGAUGGGAUCAGAUGGUGAGAGUGAUCAAGCAUCUGGAACAUCUUCCGAUGAGGUCCACAGUCCAGUGAGGGUUCGAAUGAGGAACAACCACCAUCGCCGCAUUUCUAAUGAGGACAUAAACAAACGUUUGUCUCUCCCGGCGGAUAUCAGGCUACCAGAGGGCUACUUGGAGAAAUUUGCCAUGAACAGCCCGCCUUUUGACAAGCCCAUGAGCCGCAGGUUACGGCGCGCAUCAUUGUCAGAAAUUGGCUUUGGGAAACUUGAAACUUACAUCAAACUGGACAAAUUAGGGGAGGGCACCUACGCUACGGUGUUUAAAGGCCGAAGUAAAUUAACCGAUAAUUUAGUUGCUUUGAAAGAGAUUCGCCUGGAGCAUGAGGAGGGAGCACCCUGCACAGCCAUCCGAGAAGUGUCUCUACUCAAAGAUUUAAAACACGCCAAUAUUGUCACGUUGCAUGACAUCAUCCACACUGACAAGUGCCUGACUCUUGUGUUUGAGUACCUGGAAAAGGAUCUCAAGCAGUAUAUGGACGACUGUGGGAAUAUCAUGAGUGUUCAUAAUGUAAAGAUCUUUUUGUAUCAGCUUCUAAGAGGUCUGGCAUACUGCCACAGAAGAAAGGUCCUCCACAGAGACCUCAAACCCCAGAACUUGCUUAUCAGUGAAAAAGGAGAACUAAAACUGGCAGACUUUGGCUUGGCUCGGGCUAAAUCGGUUCCGACAAAAACCUACUCCAACGAGGUGGUGACGUUAUGGUAUCGUCCUCCAGAUGUUCUCCUGGGCUCCACUGAGUACUCUACUCCCAUUGAUAUGUGGGGUGUGGGCUGUAUAUUCUAUGAGAUGAUCACAGGCCGGCCUCUCUUCCCCGGAUCUACUGUGGAGGAUGAGCUUCACCUCAUAUUCCGCGUCCUCGGCACUCCCACAGAAAAGACUUGGCCCGGCAUCACCACCAGCGAAGAGUUCAAGACCUACAAUUUUCCUCUCUACCGCGCAGAACCCCUCGUCAAUCACGCACCCAGAAUAGACAGUGAUGGCCACGAUUUGCUGUCAAAGCUCCUUCAGUUUGAAGCAAAGAACCGAGUUUCAGCCGAGGACGCUCUGAGACACUCGUAUUUCAGGAGUCUAGGGGAGCAGGUGCAAACACUGCCUGACACUGCUUCCAUUUUUUCUGUAAAAGGAAUUCAGCUUCAGAAAGAUCCAGGGAAGAGAUCUUCAGUCCAUCCAGAAUCAAUGGUGGCCCAUAAGCUAGGCUCCGCACCCUCGCAGUACUUCCAGAGAGAGACUACCAAUCCCAGGGCUCAGAGUCACAAUCUCUCCUCCACUUCCACUGGCUGAGUGGCCCCUGCCAUUCUGGUAAAUACUGUCUUUCUUUCUGCCUUUAUUCUGUUCAGCUUUUCUUUUCUUUUCUUUUCUUUUCUUUUUGUUGUUUGCUCGGCUUUUCUCAUUUUUUUUCACCUUACAUGUUGCUCUGAAACUUGCUGAGCUUCACUGAAUCUCAUCACCUUCCUCCUCCUCCUCUUUUGUAUUUUCCAAAUUCAAAUGAGCUCAAACAUAGGAUUCAUUAAACUCACACAUCUGAUCACAUGAGCCACUUCUGUUUCAGGGUUCAGCAGAGCCACUUUUUUUAAUUUUUAUUUUUAAAGCAAAGAGCGUGAUCACCAGGAGUCAUGUGACUCUUCUUACUUUCAGUCCUGUUUAGGUUUUUUCAGCGAGAGAUGUAGCAUUGUCACGAGGCUGCAAGUAAGGGGUUGGUGAAGCAUGAGUUUGACUAGUUGCUCUUUCAGUAGCGUGGUUGAGUGCUGUGCAGCUUUAGUUCUGUGUUUGACAAUGAAUGGUAAGUAUCACAGACACACAUGCACACAGAUGUGUGAUUCUACAUGGUCCCAUGGGUGGAGGUUUUUACUUCCCCUUCUUCUGUUUUAUGAUUUUAAGUGUUUUGAUUGAAAGAUAUUAUUAGUUCACAAUAGGUUUUUGUCAAGUUUCCAGAUAUUUUACAAUAUCAUCUCUGGUUAUGAGUAAUGAGGAUGAUGUCCAAAUUGCUUUUACAAUCCAAGUCACUAGAUAGUCCUGCGCUACAUAGUUUUUUAGUAGUUAAGGAUAAGGAUGGGAAUUCAGAUAUAGCCCAUUAUUUUUCUUAAACAGGGAUUCUUGGUAAAAACCAUUUUUCUUACCCCUUUGACAGAGUUUUUUGUUUAUUUCAAGAAAUUAAAUGUUAAGAUUUUUUGCUGUAAUUUUAGGGUGCCUGUUUUUGCAGUGUAUCAAAUAUUUGCCCCUUUAUAAAGCCUCUAAUUUGCUAGGAGGGUUGUUUUUUUUCUAUUUGGUAUAAAAUGUUUGAAGAAGUGUGGAUUGAAUUUGAUUUAUUAUUAAAUUGCAUAUUUUUCAAAAAUAAAAACUACAAAGAUUUGUCAGCUUGAUGCUGAAAAUGGUUUUCCUUGAAGAUGCUUUGGUUUGAACUGACUAACCUGUGAGGAGACUUUGUGCAUUCAGAGCAGCAACAUUCUGUUGUUUCACUUAGUAGAUGCAAAAUUAAAAUUAUUCAUAUAAAAUUCAUUUUUUAUAUCUCUCAUAAAAAAAGUGUAGUUUUCUUUUAUGUCUUUACAAAUGUUUGCAUUUAAUCUGGAAGGAAUUACAUUUUUUUAAUUUCAGCUCCAGAUAACUCACUUGAUUUUAAAAUGACUUUUAUUAAAAUGUAUUUUUAUUUUAAAACCGCUCAAGUUCAGUCACUUAUUAAAUUUGCUCUUGUAUUUAAUUGAAUUUAUUCUUGCAGCUCUAAAUGUACAGCGUUUCCUGGUUUGUAGUGUUUAGGUUGUGUUUGUGGCAUGAAGUGAGUGACUUUGCAGCUUCUUCGAAAGUUUUAUAUUUGUCCAAAAUGAUUCCUAACUGUGUCUUUCUCUCCUGUGUGU
Oryzias melastigma (Indian medaka) is the source of this 3948-nucleotide messenger RNA. RefSeq names its product cyclin-dependent kinase 17. The record is from RefSeq and is a predicted model, not a curated record. NCBI's taxonomy places the organism in Eukaryota, Metazoa, Chordata, Actinopteri, Beloniformes, Adrianichthyidae. Gene Ontology annotation, molecular function: protein kinase activity; ATP binding. Gene Ontology annotation, cellular component: synaptic vesicle; nucleus; cytoplasm. The coding region runs from base 731 to 2380 and encodes 549 amino acids. Gene Ontology annotation, biological process: exocytosis; neuron projection development; protein phosphorylation. The transcript has 19 exons.